Messenger RNA from Nicotiana tabacum (common tobacco), 1218 nucleotides. NCBI's taxonomy places the organism in Eukaryota, Viridiplantae, Streptophyta, Magnoliopsida, Solanales, Solanaceae. The record is from RefSeq and is a predicted model, not a curated record.
UUUGGAUGACACCAUUGAUGAUGAGAAGCUCAAGGAACUUUUUUCAGAGUUCGGUACGAUAACUUCAUGCAAGGUUAUGCGGGAUCCAAGUGGAGUCAGCAGGGGAUCUGGAUUUGUUGCCUUCUCCACUUCCGAAGACGCUUCUAGAGCUCUUUCUGAGAUGAAUGGGAAAAUGAUAGUUAGCAAGCCACUCUAUGUUGCACUGGCACAGCGGAAAGAGGAGAGAAGAGCAAAGUUGCAGUUGGCACAGGCACAAUUUUCACAACUGCGACCAGUGGCAAUGCCCCCAUCACUUGCUCCUCGCAUGCCAAUCUACCCUCCUGGUGCUCCUGGGAUUGGACAGCAACUAUUUUAUGGGCAAGGCCCCCCUGCUAUGAUUCCUCCCCAGGCUGGGUUUGGCUAUCAACAACAGCUUGUUCCUGGAAUGCGUCCUGGAGGAGCUCCUAUGCCGAACUUCUUCAUGCCCUUAGUCCAACAAGGACAACAGGGCCAGCGUCCAGGUGGUCGACGAGGAGCAGGGCCUGUGCAACAAACUCAACAGCCUAUGCCCUUGAUGCAGCAGCAGAUGCUCCCAAGGGGAAGAAUGUACCGCUAUCCACCAGGGCGUAAUGGACCAGAGGGGCCAAUGCCAGGCGUUCCUGGGGGUAUGCUUUCUGUUCCAUAUGACAUGGGUGGCAUGCUUCCUCGUGAUUCUGCAAUGGGACAGCCCAUGCCAAUUUCAACAUUGGCUUCUGCCCUUGCAAAUGCACCACCUGAACAGCAGAGGACGAUGUUGGGUGAAAGUUUGUACCCACUUGUUGAUCAGCUGGAGCACGAGCAUGCAGCAAAGGUUACAGGCAUGCUUCUUGAAAUGGAUCAGACUGAGGUUUUACAUCUGCUUGAAUCACCAGAGGCUUUGAAGGCUAAAGUUGCUGAGGCUAUGGAAGUUCUGAGGAAUGUUCAGCAGACUGCCAGCCCGGCUGACCAACUUGCCUCACUUUCCCUCAAUGACAACCUUGUUUCUUGAGUGAUUCAACGUGGUCCAAUUGACUGCUUAAUGCGGUUUUUUUUUGAUGAAUCAUCUCCUCUGUUUUGAGAGGAUGGUAUAAACAGAUUUUGCAGGGAUGAGUUUUGGGAAUACUGCUAGGGUUUUCUCGGGAUGUUUUGUCUAGAGUAUGAGAUUAUUUUUGGAUUCUUAAGAUUAUGCUUUUAUGUUAUGUGGUCCAGAGAUUUUAUUUC